CUAGGCCAGCAUAAAAACAUGCAUUCUAUAAUUGUGUGAUGACAUGUUAAUAAAUACGCAUUGCUGAACGAUUUUCCCGUUGGCAGCCUCGUAUAGGAAGUAACACUGAGCCAUAUUGCAUCUGCCAGUCGGGCAUGGCAGACGAUAGAAAAUGGCGGGAGCAGCAGCAAUGACAACGAAUGAGGAUACAUGUACUUCACUGAUUAACUGAAAAUGACUCGAUCUGUAUGAUGCUAAGACAUAUUAAGGAGAGGAUGGCAGGCAGUGAUAAUAGUGAAGAUGAACUGUUCAGCAAGGACCCGAAUGAAGACAAAGAAAGGAGGCGCCUCCUGAACAGCAAGCCAGUGGACGGCUCGCCUGCGGAGGAGCCCACACGAUGGGACAGGUUCAAGGGCUGUUGUUCCUGUCAUGGCUAUCCCAUAGCUGUAUUCUUCAUCAUAAUGACAGAGUUCUGCGAACGAUUCUCUUUCUACGGGAUGAGAACGGUACUUACAUUAUAUCUGAAGAACUUCCUGGGGCUUAGCGGAAAUGUCUCAACUGAGGUCUUCCAUGGUUUCAACAUGAUAUGUUACUUCAUGCCUCUUCUCGGUGCCAUUGUUGCUGAUGGAUACAUAGGGAAGUUUAAGACAGUCGUGGCCCUUUCAACGGUGUAUGUUGCCGGGAACAUCGUCAUGGCUGUGACGGCAAUCCCCCCAGCAAAAUUGGCUGGUGCAGUUGUGGGGUUAGUCCUUAUAGGAAUAGGGACGGGUGGUAUCAAGCCCUGUGUGUCGGCGUUUGGUGGUGAUCAGUUUGCGCAGGGCCAGGAGAAACAACUCGCCCAGUUCUUCUCAAUAUUCUAUUUUUCUAUCAAUGCUGGUGCUCUUAUUUCUACUUUUGUCACUCCAAUUCUUAGAGAGGACGUGGAGUGUUUUGGCGGUCAAUGUUUCUUCGCGGCUUUUGGUCUUCCUGCUCUGCUGAUGCUAACUGCUAUUGUGAUUUUUGUUGCUGGUCGGUCUAUGUAUAAAGUGAAUCCACCUUCAGGCAACAUCAUCGGGAUGUUCUUCAAGUGUAUAUGGAGUGCCGUGGGGAACAAAGUGAAAGCGAAGAAAGAAGACCAGCGAGAAAGUGUCCUGGAUUAUGCUGAUGACAGAUUUAGUAAAGAGUUCGUUCUGGACGUCAAGGGAGUGCUAAGAGUCCUUGUGAUGUAUCUGCCCAUCCCGGUAUUCUGGGCUCUAUAUGACCAACAAGGAUCAACAUGGACAUUACAAGCAGAGAAGAUGGAUGGACACUUGGGUGGUGCAUUUCGGAUUAAACCUGAUCAGAUGCAAGCUAUCAAUACUGUGCUUAUCAUUGUCCUCAUUCCACUCUUCGAAGGUGCCAUCUACCCCCUGCUUGACAAGUGCAGAAUACCAAAUAGGCCUCUACAGCGAAUGUGUUGUGGGAUGGUACUGGCAGCGUGUGCCUUUGUCUUCGCUGCCUUUAUACAGUUCAGAAUCGAUGCCUCUGAAUUACCAGCUAUCAAGCAGGAUUACAUGAGGGGGAAAUUCAUCAAUGAUGUUCCAUGUCCCACCAAGUUUACAAGCGAAUUUCAAGACACUACUCUGAAGAAGUUCGAAACCUCUGAGAGAUUCGAUAUCAACUCAGGUGCCAGAAACCUCCGGGUGUCAAUAAUAUCAACGUGUCCAUCCGUAACCCUUAAAACAGACACCACCCUCAAGUUCACACCCGGAUACGACAUAUCUCUAAUUGCAGGACGGGCAGGAAAUGUGAUACAGACAAAACAGAUUAGAAAUGACCUUGUUAAGCCAAGGGGUGGAAAUGCCAAAGUCAGGUUCAUAUACAUGCCAGAGACUCCUUCUGAUCAGAAGCCAGAUAUAUUGUUGUCCCAGGAUAAAUUAUUUUACAUCUUUCCGAAUGUCACUUUCUUUGAGCCCACCGAAUACAAGUCACUUGAGGCCUUAGGAUAUUCCGUUAAAGUGAAACAGGGUACCGAAUAUGAAACGCUUGUCGAUCGCCCGACAUUCCAGAUGGGCGGUUGUUACACAGUUGUUAUUCAUGGCCCAUCUUCUCAUCAUAAUCUAAGUGUGUACACUGACGUUCCGCCUAACACUGUUUCCAUGAUGUUACAAAUACCACAGUACGUCAUCAUCACCACGGGCGAGAUUCUACUCUCCGUGACUGGUCUCUCAUUUUCAUAUGCUGAGGCCCCGAACAGUAUGAAAUCAGUGCUGCAAGCGUUCUGGCUCAUGACAGUUGCGUUUGGCAAUCUCAUUGUUCUUUUACUUGCAAUUAUAAAAAUAAGCGACAACGUGGCCAUAUGUCUAUUUUUCUACGCUGGUCUAAUGGGUAUCGACAUCAUCAUCUUCGGCAUCCUGGCCUGUUUCUACAAGUAUAAAAAGGACACCAUUCCUCAGAGAGACGAUGAGACAGAACUUCGGGAAGACAGGGAAGAAGGCGAGGAAGAGUCAACGUACAGAAAUUAACUGUUUCUUUCUUAUUACACUGGUGGCAUAAGAUAUCGAGACCCGUUGAUCUGAGGAGCCUUUCUAUUCAAUACCCCGUCCUACUGAUCGAAACAUCUCUGUCAUUCAUGACAUUGCUCUGGUGAUGGCCCAAGGACUCUCGAAUGCUCCUCAUCUAAGUGUUGGCCAAGCAUCUCAGGUAGUUUGCCAAGGGUAAAGCAACAGGUUCAAGAAAGGCUGAAAUUGACCAUUGCUUCUGCAAAUGCAACCACAUAAUGUAUAAUUCAUACAAAUACAUUUAAUUCAAACUGGUUACAAAAAUCUGCCAAGGGCACACGCUCCGAGAUCUGAUCACAGUGGCUAAGACACGGUCAUAGCGAUGGAUACCUUAAUUCGUCACCAUACAAUAGGGAAUGACGCUUUUCCAGGGUGACAAUCAUGGACCUAUGGCAGACUGCAUUAUGAGUGGUGGUGGGCGUGUCUUUUAACAGUUGCUCGCGCAGCGUGUUUUAGAGAAUAUGUAUGUAGAGAGGUGUAAUAACACUCUUUAUGUUUGUUGUAGCAGCUGGGUUUAAUACACUCUUAAGUUGUCUGUGAUUGUAUCAAUGUUAUCACUGUCAUAAAAUAAAAUAAUGGUUUAUUAACAAAAUUUCUUUUUGGCAUAUUUCAUAACACCGAAUCCUCCA
Lineus longissimus is the source of this 3127-nucleotide messenger RNA. Its product is annotated as solute carrier family 15 member 2-like. Gene Ontology annotation, cellular component: plasma membrane. Gene Ontology annotation, biological process: dipeptide import across plasma membrane. The transcript has 22 exons. Bases 228 to 2462 code for a protein of 744 amino acids. The record is from RefSeq and is a predicted model, not a curated record. Gene Ontology annotation, molecular function: dipeptide transmembrane transporter activity. NCBI's taxonomy places the organism in Eukaryota, Metazoa, Nemertea, Pilidiophora, Heteronemertea, Lineidae.